GCAGGCAGCAGCAAACCCAGGGAAACAUGCCCCCGCCCCCACCACCACCACCGGCUGUAGUCCCCUCUGACAAAAGCAAGAGAAAGAGGAACUACAGCAAUGUGGGGUCUGCCCAGGAGACCUCUAGUGAGAACCUCGGUGCGGUGGACCCAUCAGUGUUAAAAAGGACACAUGCUGAGCCUCGCACUAGAAAGAGGCUGAGGAGGACUAACGAGUCACCCAACGAUGAAGCAUCCUUUAUCAGCAAGUACACAAUGGGAGACCUGCUUGGUAAAGGAGGGUGUGGAUGUGUUUUUGAAGGAACUAGAAAUUCUGAUGGAUUACAGGUUGCCAUUAAGAUCAUCCCCAAAGAAAAUACAGGGGGUUAUAUAACUGUGCCUGACACCGGUGAGCAGCUCCCUCUGGAGGUGGCCCUUAUGACCAUAGUGUCCAGGCCACCAGAGUGCCCCAACAUCCUCAAGCUCGUGGAAUGGUUUUCAUUGCCCAUCAUGUUCAUCCUCAUCCUGGAGCGCCCGAUGCCCUGCAUGGAUUUGUAUGAAUACUGCGAGACUUUAGGAGGUCAGCUCACUGAAAGCCAGGGGAAGCACAUCAUCCGCCAGGUGGUCCUUGCUUUGAAACACUGCCGUGACCGCAGCGUUUUACACCGUGACGUAAAGCAAGAAAACAUCCUGGUCAACACCGAUGAUGUGACGGUCAAGCUUAUUGACUUUGGCUGUGGGGACUUGUUGAAAGAGGGACCCUACAACGCCUUUGCUGGCACGGAGGCGUUUAGCCCACCCGAGUGGUGGCUGCAUAACAGCUACCAGGGCCGUCCGGCCACCGUCUGGUCCCUGGGGGUGCUGCUCUACGUCCUCCUCUGUGGUGAGCUGCCAUUUGUGGACGAUGUGGAGAUCGUCACCAGACGACUGCGUUGCAAGAGGGGUCUAUCCAGGGAAUGCCGUAAUCUUAUUCACUGGUGCUUGAAGAAAGACCCAUCCAAACGGCCAGUCCUGGAGGAAAUCCUCCAGCACAAGUGGCUCUCAGCCGACUAGGGUUACGUUACAGCAAGGAGUGAGAGGAGGAAACUGUAAGACAGUCUAACCGAUAGUGAAUCAAAAUGUUACACAUUUCACCAAUGAAAAACAUUUUCUUUAUCCUUUUACCAUGUGUGUACCGUAAUGUAUGUGUUAUCUAACAUCUCUUCAUACAAAAUCAUUGAGUGACAGGGAAGGAGGUUGCUUAAGGAGCAGCACCCCUUAAAGCCACAGAACAUCUGGACAAGGAAAGCCACGGGAAAUACCAUCUCCACGGGAACUGCAAGACGUGUAUUGGUCCAGAAGCAGAACAUGUCUAUCUAAACAGUAUUCCUGUAAAAUUGUGGAGACAAACAGAGUUGGUUGGUUGAGACUUUGAGUCUCACUUGGUAAGUCGAUAAUCGUUGCAUGAAAAAGGCGUGCGGUAGAUGGAGCAGGCAGCAAAUACCAUCUAAUAUCUGGUGGGUUCAUCUAGCAAGUGUUUCAAAAAGAAAAUGGAAGUGAAUUAACAAGAUUAUAAUGAUAUUUGGAUUAAAGGUUGGACAAAAGAUGACACUAAGCACUAUGUAUCAUACAUAAGAGCUACUCAUUGUAAAUAUCUUCUUUUUAAAGGCCUGCUCCCAUUACGGACUCUCCCAUGAAUGACCAGGCUGGUUGAUUGCCACUGUUUCAGCUUUGCUCUUGGCUGCACACCUAGCUAGUAUGCCUGUGUCACAAGUACCACGGACUGGGCCUGU
Sardina pilchardus (European sardine) is the source of this 1750-nucleotide messenger RNA. Its product is annotated as serine/threonine-protein kinase pim-1-like. The coding region runs from base 27 to 1031 and encodes 334 amino acids. The record is from RefSeq and is a predicted model, not a curated record. Gene Ontology annotation, biological process: protein autophosphorylation; negative regulation of apoptotic process; regulation of mitotic cell cycle. The transcript is spliced from 6 exons. Lineage: Eukaryota; Metazoa; Chordata; Actinopteri; Clupeiformes; Clupeidae. Gene Ontology annotation, cellular component: cytoplasm. Gene Ontology annotation, molecular function: protein serine/threonine kinase activity; ATP binding.